AGUUACAUUUUACAGUGUUGAUUACAUUUUAAAUGUGAACAUGUUACGAUCCAGAAGGUGGCAGCAAUGAAAUGCAUCUUUGUCCCAAACUCCAUGAAAGAAGAAGAAAGUUGCUCUGAGACAAACAGGAAACAUUUUUAUCCUCUGUUCACUUUUGACUGAGAGGAGACACACUGAAAGACAAGAGUUACUUUCUUUACAAAGUGGUGACUUCAACUGAGAGAGGACAGAUACAGUUUCACUCAGAGAAGACAUGGCUUCCAGAUCAGAGGAGGAUCUCUGCUGUCCGAUCUGUCAGGACAUCUUUAGGGAUCCUGUUGUCCUGUCAUGCAGCCACAGCUUCUGUAAGGGCUGCCUGAAUAGUUGGUGGACAGACAAACCAACACGUGAGUGUCCAGUUUGUAAGACAAGAUCUUCCAAAAGUCAACCACCUGUUAGUCUGGUGAUAAAGAACCUGUGUGAGGCCUUUAUACAGGAGAGAGACCAGAGAGCAUCAGCAGAGUCUGAGUCUGUCUGCAGUCAACACGGUGAGAAACUCAAACUCUUCUGUCUGAUACAUCAGCAGCCAGUGUGUCUCGUCUGCCGAGACUCAAAAACACACAAGAGCCACAGAUUCAGUCCCAUCGAUGAAGCUGCACAGGAUCACAAAGAGAAGCUCCAGAAAUCCCUGAAGCCCUUACAGGACAAACUGAAGGUCUUCAAAGAAAUUAAAGGAAACUUCGAUCAAACAGCAGAACAUAUUAAAGUCCAGGCUAAACGCACAGAGAAUCAGAUCAAAGAGCAGUUUAAGAAGCUUCAUCAGUUUCUACAAGAGGAAGAGGAGGCCAGGAUCACUGCUCUGAGGGAGGAAGAGGAGCAGAAGAGUCAGAUGAUGAAGGAGCAAACUGAGCCUCUGAUAUCAGAGAUAGCAACUCUGUCAGACACAAUCAAAUCCAUAGAGGAGGAACUGAGAGCUGAAGACGUCUCAUUCCUGCAGAACUACAAGGCUGCAGUGAAAAGACUCCAGCAGCGCCCCCUGCUGGAUGAUCCACAGCUGGACUCAGGAGCUCUGAUAGACGUGGCCAAACACCUGGGCAACCUGACCUUCAACAUCUGGAACAAGAUGAAGGAGAUGGUCUCCUACACUCCUGUGAUUCUGGAUCCAAACACGGCCGAACUUGAACUCUUCAUCUCUGAAGAUCUGACCAGCGUGAGAAGUGGAACAGAGGAACAGAAGCUUCCUGAUAACCCGGAGAGGUUUGACUACUCUUGCAUGGUCCUCGGCUCUGAGGGACUCGGCUCAGGGACUCACAGCUGGGUUGUCGAGGUUGGAGACAGUACAGACUGGGAAGUGGGUGUGAUAUCGCCAUCUGUCCCUAGAAAAGGAUACAUAGAGUCUGGAUUAUGGGGAGUUGGGUUUAAUGAAGGUCACUACUUUACAUGCUCUCGACCCGCUCCAGACUCUGGUCUCCUAGUACAAAAGAAGCCCCAGAGGAUCAGAGUUCACCUGGACUGGGACGGAGGACAGCUGUCGUUCUCUGAUCCUGACACUGACACACACAUACACACCUUCACACACACCUUCACCGAGAGGAUGUUUCCAUACAUUUACUCCGAUGAAGAAGUGAAGAUAUUACCACUGAAAGUGUGUGUGUCACACCAGCAGGUCUGACAGAGAGCGUGUGUGUCGAGGAUGAUACGUGUAAAGAACCGGAUGAAGUGCUGAGGUUUUCUCACCCUCGUCACGCUGGGUGCUAUUAAAGGCCAUAAAAACUGCGAAUCAAAUAAAUUCGUCUCGGACUAAAAAUAUCCUUUUCAGGCUUUUCUUUCACGGUUCAGGAAGCGGCUGUCAGACGGUCAGCAGGGUGACGUAACUGCUCAGGAACGCUGGCCGACAAACCGCAGGAAUAACUCACAUUCCUGCUGGGAGUAGGUCAGCACACACACACACACACGCACACACACACACACACAGUUCAUCAACAGAGGUUUAUGAUCUUUGUUUUAGGACUAAUUUAUAAUUUUCCCUGACUUUUACAUAAGAGCUCCGACUCGAAGCUGUUAAGACGUUUUGCUCCAGCUGGAUGGAUUCAGUUCAGGGUGAACCUGAAACUGAGUCAGCUGAUUGAUUUAGCUGAAACCUGCAGUUGUAAAGUUAAAUAAAUACUUUUUGAUCUGAAUGAAUCUUUAAUGCAACUUGGUUCUAUUUAACUUAAUCUCUCCAAGGUUGAUCUGUUUAUUACUCUCCAAAAUUAACAAAGAAGCGGUAGUUUAGUUACUGUAACUAUUGAGUAUUGACUUGGGUAAAACGACAGAAUACUGCAAUGCAAAAAUACUUCAAAGUGUGUAAUAAUUAAGAAAAUGUGUCAUGUACGUAACAUUAGUGAAUAUACAUUUACAUAUUAAACUUGUAUCUGAUCAGUGAGUGUGACUGAUCACUCUCUAAAUAAUGAAGACAACAGGUUAGUUCAAUCAGAGGUAACUUUUAAUUCCAACCAAUCGGCUUUCAAAACACAAUCAGCAGAAAAAUCUCUUAACUUCCUCCAAUCUGUGAUGAAUUUACAACAUCAACUGGUGUCAGAUUAUCAUUAAUCCCUGCAGGUGAGGAUACAAUCACUUCAAAACUUUUAAUAUCAAACUCCAUGACUGCUGAAAAUAUGUCUUAAUAUGUCAAAUCACUGAUCGUUAUCUUCAAAUCACAAUUACUGCACACUGUUUUGAAUUCAUAGUGGACUUUAACAUUUAAUCUGUGACUCCUCAUCGUGAAUGUUGAACAAUAUCAAUUCUGAACACAGAAUAUGAGCUGUUUCAGUUUAAUAGACCUACAGGCAGCUGCUCAAGAAGGUCCUGAAUGUGUCAAUCUGACAGUUUAUGUUUGUUUUUUUUUCUUAAUUUCUGCACAUUAAAUAAUAAAAAAAAUAUAUGUUGGCGAAUUUCCUUGUGAGCACUCUAUUAUUUUUAGAAAUCCUUGUUUAUCAUCUUAACCUAACAAAAUAUUAUCUCAAUAUGUCAUAUCCACAGUUUCACCUCACGACUACGCUAGGCUAGGCUAGCAGUUUCCCCUACUUCCAGUUUUUGUGCUAUGCUAGGCUAAACACGUAUUGAACAAAAAUUACCAUCAGUACUCAACUUGAUAAUGAUAUUGUUUAAUUCUGCUAUCUUGUCUGUCACAGAUGACACCAUAUUGAACAUAAUUGUUGUCUAUGCUACAGAUUUAGCUAAUCACAUCAAACUAAACUGCUAGCUAUAAUGUUGUCCUUGUUUCUAGGUUAAGAAUUAGCAUCUUGUGAGCUGCAAUAAAUUCAAAAAGCAACUUAAUUAUAAAAAAAAAA
This is a messenger RNA of Acanthopagrus latus (yellowfin seabream), 3311 nucleotides long. Its product is annotated as nuclear factor 7, ovary-like. NCBI's taxonomy places the organism in Eukaryota, Metazoa, Chordata, Actinopteri, Spariformes, Sparidae. The coding region runs from base 254 to 1651 and encodes 465 amino acids. The record is from RefSeq and is a predicted model, not a curated record. The transcript is spliced from 3 exons. Gene Ontology annotation, molecular function: protein binding; zinc ion binding.